Oncorhynchus masou masou (cherry salmon) is the source of this 940-nucleotide messenger RNA. RefSeq names its product troponin T, cardiac muscle isoforms-like. Gene Ontology annotation, molecular function: tropomyosin binding; troponin C binding; troponin I binding. Gene Ontology annotation, cellular component: troponin complex. NCBI's taxonomy places the organism in Eukaryota, Metazoa, Chordata, Actinopteri, Salmoniformes, Salmonidae. Bases 1 to 726 code for a protein of 241 amino acids. Gene Ontology annotation, biological process: regulation of muscle contraction; muscle contraction; sarcomere organization. The record is from RefSeq and is a predicted model, not a curated record. The transcript is spliced from 9 exons.
AUGACAUCCUUCUAUGAUAUGAUCAAACUAAGAGAGUCACUGUCCUCUUUUACAGAUGGAGCCAAGCCCAAACCAAAGUUUGUGCCAAAUAUCUCUGCACCAAAGAUGCCUGAUGGCGAGAAAGUGGAUUUUGAUGACAUCCACAGGAAGCGUCAGGACAAGGACCUGUCUGAGCUCCAGUCUUUGAUCGAGUCUCACUUUAUCCAGAGGAAGAAGGAAGAAGAGGAGCUCAUCAGUCUCGUCAACAGGAUUGAGAAACGUCGAGCAGAGAGGGCAGAGCAGCAGAGGGUUCGUGCAGAGAGGGAGAAGGAGAGGCAGGCCAGGGUUGCGGAGGAGAAGGACAGGAAGGAGGCAGAGGAUCAGCGUAGGAAGCAGGAUGAUGACAUCAAGAAGAAGAAGGCUCUCACCAACAUGACCCACCAGUAUGGAGGAAUCCAGCAGAAGAGUGAAAACCGCAAAGGAGCCAAGAAACAGACAGAGAGAGAGAAGAAGAAGAAGAUUCUUGCUGACCGAAGGAAACCUCUCAGCAUCGACCAUCUGAAUGAGGACAAACUCAAGGAGAAGGCCAGUGAGAUGUGGCAGUGGAUGAUGGAGUUGGAGGCAGAGAAGUUUGACCUCAGUGAGAAACUCAAGAGACAGAAGUAUGAUAUUAACCAGCUUCUCACCCGGGUCCAGGACCACCAGAGCGCCAAAGGUCGAGGCAAGAAGAUGGGCCGUGUGAGGUAAAGGAGCAGCCGCCAUGGUCGAGGGCAGACAGUCAUGACUGGAGAUCGGCCCACGAUGAUAAUGUGUCUGUAUACGUGAUGUUCAUUGUUCCGUCUGGUAUAACAGCAGACUGGAUCACAAGUCAAUAAACGGCUCAUUUAACCCUGGUACCACUUUUUGAGAAUAUACAGAACAAAUCUGCCACUUCAAGUUAGACGUUGCCACACAAUUCAGC